Messenger RNA from Sorex fumeus (smoky shrew), 2837 nucleotides. It is a transcript of the gene MARS1, whose product is annotated as methionyl-tRNA synthetase 1. Bases 41 to 2767 code for a protein of 908 amino acids. Gene Ontology annotation, biological process: methionyl-tRNA aminoacylation. Gene Ontology annotation, cellular component: cytosol; aminoacyl-tRNA synthetase multienzyme complex. Gene Ontology annotation, molecular function: ATP binding; methionine-tRNA ligase activity. The transcript has 22 exons. Lineage: Eukaryota; Metazoa; Chordata; Mammalia; Eulipotyphla; Soricidae. The record is from RefSeq and is a predicted model, not a curated record.
UCGGUUCCGGUUGCAUCAGCGGCGUGGGAUCCUCGGCGAAAUGAGACUGUUCGUGAGCGAGGGCGCCCCGGGAACCCUGCCUGUUCUAGUUGCAGCCGGCAGGGCCCAGGGCAGAGCGGAGCUGCUCAUCAGCACCGUAGGCCUGGAAGAGUGUGUGGUCCCCUUCUUGUCCCGGCCUAAGAUUCCUGCGUUGCAGUUGGAUAAUGGCAAUUACCUCUUCUCAACCAGUGCGAUUUGUCGAUACUUCUUUCUCUUAUCUGGCUGGGAGCAAGAUGACCUCACCAACCAGUGGCUGGAAUGGGAAGCAACAGAAUUGCAGCCAGCUUUAUCUGCUGCCCUCUACUAUUUAGUGGUCCAAGGCAAGAAGGGAGAAGAUGUUCUGAACCCGGUGCGGAGAGCCCUGACUCACAUUGACCAUAGCCUGAGUCGGCGGAACUGUCCUUUCCUGGCUGGCGAGACAGAAUCUCUAGCUGACAUCGUUUUGUGGGGAGCUCUCUACCCAUUACUCCAAGACCCAGCAUACCUUCCUGAGGAGCUGGGUGCCCUGCACACUUGGUUCCAGACCUUGAGUUCGCAGGAGCCCUGUCAGCGAGCUGUGGAGACAGUGCUGAAGCAGCAGGGGGCCCUGGCGCUCCGCCCCUACCUCCAAAAGCAGCCCCAGCCCAGCUCUCUGGAGGGGAGCACUGUCAGCAAUGAGCCUGAGGAGGAGGAGCUCGCCACGCUGUCUGAGGAGGAGAUAGCCGCGGCCGCAGCUGCCUGGGACAAGGGACUGGCAAGCUUGCCCGCCGUCCGGCCGCAGCAGAAGCCAGUUUUGCCUGUGACUGGGGAAAGGAAUGUGCUUAUCACCAGUGCCCUCCCUUAUGUCAACAAUGUCCCCCACCUGGGAAACAUCAUUGGCUGUGUGCUCAGUGCUGACGUUUUUGCCAGGUACUCACGCCUCCGACAGUGGAACACCCUCUACCUGUGUGGGACAGAUGAGUACGGUACAGCGACAGAGACCAAGGCUAUGGAAGAGGGGCUGACCCCGAAGGAGAUCUGUGACAAGUAUCACGCCAUCCAUGCUGACAUCUACCGCUGGUUUAAUAUCUCAUUUGAUAUUUUUGGCCGCACCACCACGCCACAUCAGACGACAAUCACCCAGGACAUCUUCCAGAGGCUGUUGUCCCGAGGGUUUGUGCUGCAGGAUACUGUGGAGCAGCUGCACUGUGAGCACUGUGUCCGCUUCCUGGCUGACCGCUUCGUGGAGGGGGUGUGUCCAUUUUGUGGCUAUGAAGAGGCCCGGGGUGACCAGUGUGACAAGUGCGGCAAGCUCAUCAAUGCCAUUGAGCUUAAGAAGCCUCAGUGUAAAAUCUGCCGCUCGUGCCCUGUGGUGAAAUCCUCCAGGCACCUUUUCCUGGACCUGCCUAAGCUUGAGAACCCGCUCGAGGAUUGGCUGGGGAAGACAAUGCCGGGCAGUGACUGGACACCCAAUGCCCGGUUCAUCACUCGUUCUUGGCUUCGGGAUGGCCUUAAACCACGCUGCAUAACCAGAGACCUCAAGUGGGGAACCCCUGUACCCUUAGAAGGUUUUGAGGACAAGGUGUUCUACGUCUGGUUUGAUGCCACUAUUGGUUAUUUGUCCAUCACAGCCAACUACACAGACCAAUGGGAGAAAUGGUGGAAGAAUCCAGAGCAAGUGGACCUUUAUCAGUUCAUGGCCAAAGACAAUGUUCCCUUCCACAGCUUGGUCUUCCCUUGUACGGCCCUGGGAGCUGACGACAACUACACCUUGGUCAGAAAUCUCAUUGCUACAGAGUACCUGAAUUACGAGGAUGGAAAAUUCUCUAAGAGCCGGGGCGUGGGAGUGUUCGGGGACAUGGCCCAGGACACCGGGAUCCCUGCAGACAUCUGGCGCUUCUACUUGCUGUACAUUCGGCCAGAGGGCCAGGACAGUGCCUUCUCCUGGACCGACAUGAUGGUGAAGAAUAAUUCUGAGCUGCUUAACAAUCUGGGCAACUUCAUCAACAGGGCUGGGAUGUUUGUGUCCAAGUUUUUUGGGGGUUGUGUGCCUGAGAUGGUGCUCACCUCUGAUGAUCGGCGCCUGGUGGCUCAUGUCAGCCUGGAGCUCCAGCACUAUCACCAGCUGCUGGAAAAAGUUCAUAUCCGGGAUGCCUUACGCAGUAUCCUCACCAUCUCUCGCCAUGGCAACCAGUACAUUCAGGUGAAUGAGCCCUGGAAGCGGAUCAAAGGCGAUGAAGCUGACAGACAGCGGGCAGGGACAGUGACAGGCUUGGCAGUAAAUAUAGCUGCCUUGAUGUCCAUCAUGCUCCAGCCCUAUAUGCCCACUGUCAGUGCCACCAUCCAGACUCAGCUGCACCUUCCACUUCCAGCUUGCAGUGUCCUAACCACCAACUUUGUAUGCACUUUACCAGCAGGACACCAGAUUGGCACAGUCAGUCCCUUGUUCCAAAAAUUAGAAAAUGACCAGAUUGAAAGUUUGAAGCAGCGCUUCGGCGGGGGUCAGCUAGAAGAGUGCUUGGAGUUAAAGGCAAAAGUGCCCCCCAAGGCAGCUGUUUUAGAGACCCCAACAACAGCUGGACAACAGCAGAUACAAGUCCUGGCGGAUGAAGUGACAAAACAGGGCAACAUUGUCCGAGAACUGAAAGCACAAAAGGCAGACAAGAACCAGAUUGCUGUGGAGGUCGCUAAACUCUUGGAUCUGAAAAAACAACUGGCUUUAGCUGAGGGGAAACCUCUUGAAGCCCCAAAAGGCAAGAAGAAAAAGUGAAAGUGAGAACUUGAUUGAUAGAAAGUCACUUUAAUGGAUAUGAACAGUAAUAAAUCUACAAUCUCUAUAU